Messenger RNA from Mustela lutreola (European mink), 1212 nucleotides. RefSeq names its product mitochondrial ribosomal protein L23 (gene MRPL23). Gene Ontology annotation, cellular component: mitochondrial large ribosomal subunit; ribosome. Gene Ontology annotation, biological process: mitochondrial translation. Gene Ontology annotation, molecular function: structural constituent of ribosome. Lineage: Eukaryota; Metazoa; Chordata; Mammalia; Carnivora; Mustelidae. The transcript is spliced from 5 exons. Bases 845 to 1180 code for a protein of 111 amino acids. The record is from RefSeq and is a predicted model, not a curated record.
GGCGGCCUUCCUCAGCGGUCCUUCCAGCCUCCCCCAGUGCCCACCCUGCUGGGCAGCUGCCACGUGGCGACACGGUCACGGGCAGAUGGCAUGUGACCAGUCCGUCCUACAGGUGCCCUGGCCUCCCAGAGCCCCCGCACUGCCCACAGGCCCCAGGUGCCUGCUGGGCCCUGAGGCUCACUGCUCCUCUCGCCCCCCGGCCCUCCUCAUCCUCACCCGCUCAGAAUUUGGUCUCCCUGAGCCUCCCUUUCAGGGUGCCACAGGCAGGGCUGCAGAGUGGCCCCAGGCUUACCCGUGAGACCCGCAAUGGCGCCGGGUCCCUGCAUGCCCCACCCCCCAGGCCCGGCCCCUGCACACCGAAGGCGCCCUCCUCCCCUGGCUGUGGUCGUGGGCGGUGAGCUUUCAGUGCUCUCCAGCGGCCUCUGCUCGUUCUGGGUGGGGGAGUGGGUUAGCAGGGCCUGGUGAUGGGUGCUUCUCCCCACCACGCAGAGUCUGUGCAAGUGACGCCCGCCCCUGCUGCGGGGUGAACCGGGGCUGUGGCCCCACGGCAGGCCAAUCGCUUGAGGCACUAGACAAGUCCUUUCCUAAGGGCCGCAGCCCACACACGUUGGUGGGUACACGAGUCUUGGGGCCCACGCUGGGCCAAACCGUGCAGUGAACCAAGGGGACCCUGGGGCGCUGGCCUGGGGAGAACUGCUCCCUUGGCUUCCUGCUGCUGCUGCUGCAGUACCCUCUAUACCAGCUGGGUAACCCCCAGCUCCGCAUCUUCCGAACAAACUUCUUCAUUCGGCUGGUGCGGCCCGGCACGGCCCAGCCCGAGGACACCGUGCAGUUCCGGAUCCCCAUGGAGAUGACCAGGGUGGACCUCCGGAAUUACCUCGAGCGUAUCUACAACGUGCCUGUGGCCGCCGUGCGGACAAGGGUGCAGCAUGGUUCUAACAGGAAGAGGGACCACAGGAACGUCAGGGUGAAGAGACCAGACUACAAGGUGGCCUAUGUGCAGCUGGCCCACGGACAGACCUUCACGUUCCCCGACCUGUUUCCCGAGAAAAAGCAGAGCCCCGACGGCAGCCCCAGCGGUGGCGACAUCCAGGACAAGCUCCUAGAGGAGCAGCGGCAGCGGCAGCAGCAGAGCCAGGAUCCCCGGCGCGGCGGCGUGCCCGGCUGGUUCGGCCUGUGACGGCCGCAGUAAAAUCCCACGUGUGGAGCAAA